Molecule: messenger RNA, 5675 nt
Organism: Myotis daubentonii (Daubenton's bat)
Lineage: Eukaryota; Metazoa; Chordata; Mammalia; Chiroptera; Vespertilionidae
Gene: DENND4B
Product: DENN domain containing 4B
Biological process (GO): regulation of Rab protein signal transduction
Cellular component (GO): cytoplasmic vesicle
Molecular function (GO): protein binding
Source: RefSeq, a predicted model, not a curated record
UGGCUUCUGAGAUCCCCUUGCUCCUUGAAGUUCUCUGAGGUUAAGUAGGACUGUCCAUCCUGGGGCCAUGCUGAACUGGGGUCCUUUCGUCUGAGGUUACACUUGGCAUGAUGCUGCGUUGGCGCCUUCAAUGGUACCCCCCGCCCCCCAACACACACCCAUAGGCUGACUUCCGCUGAGCUGGGCUGAGCUACAGCUUCCCCUCCACUGUUCCAGGAAGUCACCUCCCUUCCCCUCUGAAGCGCCCCCGUUCCUCCUGUCCUCCGCUGCACGCCACCCAUCAAGCUCUUUCCUAGCUUCUGCACCUGGGGCUCCCCAGGGCCCUUAGGCUCCCACUCUCGGGUUGGCCAUGGAGGCAGAUGCAGUGAGUGAGGGGGGGGCCAUGGCCGAGGAGCGGCCCCCCCGGCUGGUGGAUUACUUCGUGAUCGCCGGGCUUGCGGGGAGCGGAGCACCCAUUCCCGAGGAGACCCGGGUUCCUGAGCCCAGUGGGCCCCUGCGCCCGCCCCGGCCGGCUGAGCCCAUCACCGACGUGGCAGUCAUCGCUCGGGCGCUGGGCGAGGAGGUGCCCCAGGGCUACACCUGCAUCCAGGCCUCCGUGGGGGGCCACCCCUUGGAACUCAGUGCUGGGCUCCUGAGUGGAACUCAGCCUGUCAUCUGCUACCGCAGGGGCCGUGACAAGCCGCCCCUCGUGGAGCUCGGGGUGUUGUAUGAGGGGAAGGAACGUCCCAAGCCUGGUUUCCAAGUACUAGACACGACACCCUACAGCCACUCCGCCAACCUGGCCCCUGCAGGCCCUGGGCACCCCCGCACCUACCUCACUUACCGGCGGGCAGCAGAGGGGGCAGGGCUGCAUGCCUUGGGCAUCACUGACCUCUGCCUGGUGCUGCCCAGCAAGGGUGAGGGCACUCCUCAUACUUACUGCCGGCUGCCCCGCAACCUCAACCCGGGCAUGUGGGGCCCAGCAGUGUACCUGUGCUACAAGGUGGGCCUGGCCAAGGCCAACACGCUUGUGUAUGAGGCAGAGCUGCUGGGCCGCUACCCAGAGGAGGACAAUGAGACAUUUCCGCUGCCCGAGUCGGUGCCCGUCUUCUGCCUACCCAUGGGGGCCACUAUCGAGUGCUGGCCGGCCGAGACCAAGUACCCGGUGCCUGUCUUCUCCACCUUCGUGUUGACGGGUGCAGCUGGUAAUAAGGUGUACGGUGCGGCCCUGCAGUUCUACGAGGCGUUCCCGAGGGCCAGGCUGUCGGAGCGGCAGUCACGGGCCCUGGGCCUGCUGAGCGCGGUGGAGCGAGGCCGGCCGCUUGGGGGCCGCGCGGUGCGCAGCCGGCGCGCCAUCGCCGUGCUGUCCCGCUGGCCUGCCUUCUCUGCCUUCCGCGCCUUCCUCACCUUCCUUUACCGCUACUCCGUCUCAGGCCCCCACCGCCUGCCCUUGGAAGCGCACAUCUCCCACUUCAUUCACAACGUCCCCUUCCCUUCCCCACAGAGACCCCGCAUCCUGGUGCAGAUGUCUCCCUACGACAACCUGCUCCUCUGCCAGCCUGUAUCCUCACCCCUGCCCCUCAGUGGUGCCAGCUUCCUGCAGCUGCUGCAGAACCUGGGCCCUGAGCUGGCCGUCACGUUGCUGCUGGCUGUGCUCACAGAGCACAAACUCCUAGUCCACUCGCUGCGGCCGGACCUGCUCACCAGCGUCUGUGAGGCCCUCGUCUCUAUGAUCUUCCCGCUGCACUGGCAGUGCCCCUACAUUCCCCUGUGCCCGCUGGCGCUGGCUGACGUGCUGAGCGCCCCCGUGCCCUUCAUUGUGGGCAUCCACUCCAGCUACUUCGAUCUGCACGACCCACCUUCUGAUGUCAUCUGUGUUGAUCUGGACACCAACACCCUCUUCCAGACGGAGGAGAAGAAGCCCCUCACCCCGCGGACCCUGCCCCGCAGACCCUACAAGGUUCUGCUGGCUACACUGACAACCCUGCAUCAGCAGCUGGAUCAGACAUACACCGGGCCCGAGGAGGAGGCAUCCCUGGAGUUCCUGCUGACAGACUACGAGGCCGUGUGUGGCCGCCGGGACCGGCUGGAGCGCGAAGUCCAGGGGGCCUUUCUCCGCUUCAUGGCCUGCCUGCUCAAGGGCUACCGGGACUUCCUGCGUCCACUCACCAAGGCGCCCUCUGAGGGGGCGCGCGAUGUCGACAACCUCUUCUACCUGCAGGGUUUCCUCAAGUCCCGGGAACGCUCCAGCCACAAGCUGUACUCGCAGCUGCUGCACACGCAGAUGUUCUCGCAGUUCAUCGAGGAAUGCUCCUUUGGCUCUGCCCGGCACGCUGCCCUCGAAUUCUUUGACUCUUGCGUUGAUAAGGUCCACCCAGAGCAGGAGAAGCCCGAGGCGACGCCCUUGGUGGAGCUGGAGGAGCUGUCGGGAAGUGAGCUCACUGUCUUCAUCACGCCUCCCGAGGAGCCCCCGGUGCCCGAGGGCAGCGAACCCACUCCCCAGUACUGCUACGAUGGAUUUCCAGAGCUACGGGCUGAGCUGUUUGAAUCUCCCCAGGAGCAAACUGGGGCUCUGCCUGUGCCCGGCCCGGCCCGGAGUGCCCCGAGCAGUCCUGCUCCUCGCCGUACCAAACAGGAGAUGAAGGUCGCACAGCGGAUGGCGCAGAAGUCUGCGGCGGUGCCUGAGCUGUGGGCCCGGUGCCUGCUGGGGCACUGCUACGGGCUCUGGUUCCUGUGUCUGCCUGCCUACGUGCAGUCAGCGCCCUCCCGGGUGCAGGCACUGCACACGGCCUACCACGUGCUGCGCCAGAUGGAGCACCACAAGGUGGUGCUGCCCGAUGAGGUGUGUUACCGGGUGCUGAUGCAGCUGUGCUCGCACUAUGGGCAGCCUGUGCUGUCUGUGCGGGUCAUGCUGGAGAUGCGGCAGGCAGGCAUUGUGCCCAACACGAUCACUUACGGCUACUACAACAAGGCUGUGCUGGAGAGUAAGUGGCCAUCUGGUACACCUGGUGGGCGCCUGCGCUGGGCCAAGCUUCGGAACAUUGUCCUGGGGGCUGCUCAGUUCCGCCAGCCCUUGAAGGAACGGUGGCAGCAGCAGCAGCAGCAGCAGCAGCAGCAGCAGCAGCAGCAGCAGGCGGCAGCACAGGAGGCAGGCAGCUCCCAGACAGAGCCCUGCCUGGAGCGCCCCUCCCCUACCCGCCCCCUUCAGCGCCAGACUACUUGGGCUGGGCGCAGCCUGCGGGACCUGGCCUCACCCAAGGGGCGCCUGUUGAAGAGUGGCAGCCUGGGCAGUGCCCGAGAGGCACAACCCACGGUGGAGGCUGGCGUGGCCCACAUGAUGGAGGCCUUGGGGGUACUGGAGUCCCGGGCAUCACCUGUGCCCUGGCAUGAUGGAAGCCUCUCAGACCUGAGCCUGCCUGGGGAGGACCUGGCAGCUGGAGGCAGCCCAGGGGACUCGGGCUCCGCCCUGAGUACCCAGUCCACUGAAGUCGUGGAAGGGCUAAGUGAGCGUGUGCCCAAGGCUAGUGGGCAUCAGGAUGAGAGCAGCACCCCCCGGCGAGGGCUGGGUGCCCGCCUCCAACAGCUGCUCACUCCUUCCCGCCGCCGCUCCUCUGUCUCUCGCAUUCCCCCACCUGAGCUGCCCCCCGACCUGCCUCCCCCAGCCCACCGCAGCCCCAUGGAUGGCCUUCUGCACCCCCGGGAGCGCCCUGGAUCCACUGCCUCUGAGAGCUCAGCCUCUCUGGGCAGUGAGUGGGACCUCUCAGAAUCUUCUGUCAGCAGCCUGAGCCUUCGCCGUUCCUCAGAGCGCCUCACCGAAACCCCCGGGACCUCCCAGCCACCUUCCCUGGAAAUUCUGCUGUCCAGCUGCUCCCUGUGCCGUGCCUGUGACUCGCUGGUAUACGAUGAGGAGAUUAUGGCCGGCUGGGCACCUGACGACUCCAACCUCAACACCACCUGCCCCUUCUGCGCUUGCCCCUUCGUGCCCCUGCUCAGUGUCCAGACUGUUGAUUCCCGACCCAGUGCCCCCAGCCCCAAGCCUGCCCCUGCUGGUGCCAGCGGCAGCAAAGAUGCUCCUGUCCCAGGGGGCCCAGGCCCUGUGCUCAGUGACCGCAGGCUCUGCCUUGCCCUGGAUGAGCCCCAGCUCUGCAACGGGCACAUGGGGGGUGCCUCCCAGCGAGUCGAGGGUGGGGCGUGGGCAUACCUGAGCCCCCUGGUGCUGCGUAAGGAGCUGGAGUCGCUGGUAGAGAACGAGGGCAGUGAAGUGCUGGCCUUGCCUGAGCUGCCUGCUGCCCACCCCAUCAUCUUCUGGAACCUCCUGUGGUAUUUCCAGAGGCUGCGCCUGCCCAGUAUUUUGCCAUGCCUGGUGCUCGCCUCCUGCAAUGGUCCCCCACCCCCCCAGGCCCCAUCUCCUUGUCUAGUGCCUGACCCAGCCUCUGUGCAGGUGCGCCUGCUGUGGGAUGUUCUGACCCCUGACCCCAAUAGCUGCCCCCCUCUCUAUGUGCUCUGGAGGGUCCACAGCCAGAUCCCCCAGCGGGUGGCAUGGCCAGGCCCCGUACCUCCAUCCCUGAGCCUGCAUUUGCUGGAGUCGGUGCUGCGUUAUGUUGGUCUUGACGAGGUGCACAAGGCUAUAGGGCUCCUGCUAGAAAUUUUAGGGCCCCCUCCUACAGGCCUGCACCUGCAGAGGGGCAUCUACCGUGAGAUCUAUUUCCUGACGAUAGCUGCUUUGGGCAAGGACCACAUGAAAGCAGUGCACUUCGAUAAGCGGUACAAGUCUGCCUUUAACAAGCUGGCCAGCAGCAUGGGCAAGGAGGAGCUGAGGCAGCGGCGGGCACAGAUGCCCACCCCGAAGGCCCUUGAUUGCCGAAAAUGUUUCGGAGCAUUUCUGGAAUGCUAGGGACCCUGAAGCUUCCCCCUCCAGCCUGGAGUGGGGAGGUGGAGGAGAAAGGAUUCUAGCGAUCAUCUGCUUCCCUGUUCCUUUCAUAGAGGAGUUGGGAAACGGGCCAGGAGACAUGCCCCAGCCAUAGGCUCCAAGUGGGGACAGCGGGAAGGGGGACCCAGUAUUACCAAAAGUCACAGUUCGCUGUCUCCCACCUGCCCAACGCGCUCAUGCUGACAUUGGAGGAGGCCUGGGGACAUUUGGCACAGCUCUGUUUCUCCCCAUCCUAUACUAGGAGCUCCCCUCCAGUUACCCACAGGUCUGCUCUACCCCCGGUCAUUUUAUAAGUUUUUGUUUUAAAAAACAACUGGAAAGAUACAGAGCCACUGAGCCUUUGCCUUGAAUGGGAGGGAGGGUCAUCAUUCCCCAUCAAGGAUGGCCCCCCUUCGCUAGAAUUGCUGAAGGAGUCCAAGGCUCUCCAUGCCUUUCUACCUUAGCAUUUGUAUUUUAUUUUAAGUUAUUUAUUCUGGAGCCACAGCCCCCUUGCGUAUGAAGUUAUUAUGGAUGGUGAAAAAGAGAAGGGGAAUGGGGUCCUACGGUGCAGUGCUUUGUAGCACCUUAAAUUUCCAGAGGUGGGAACUGGAGGAGUCCCAGGGUCUCCUCAGGAAGUACUGAUGCCCCCUCUAAGUCCUAAUCCUUCUUGUCCUCUCCACCUGGGGACAAGUGCGUCACCCCCCAGGGCCCUGACUGUGCAAUGAGGAUUGUUCCUUGCGAAGUUUUGUUGGAUGUAAAUAUAGUAAAAGCUGCUUCUGUUUUUUUU